CGACUACGAAAGUUUCCGCCGUUUCUUGGACACCUUCUUGGAAGUACGAACACCGGAAGAAUUAUGCAGACAUUUAUUUCUCUCAUUUGUACGUAAAGGCGUUAGAGUUGAGGGUAAAGCUUUUAAAGAAAUGGCCGUAUUAAGCUCUACAACAGCGUGUGCUCCCAUUACUUCUCAUACUAAAGGUUCCAGCUCUACGCCAAACGUAAACGCCUGUGUUGAUAUUUCAGAGAAGAGUGGUGGUGGAAGUAGCGAAAGAACUAAUUACGGUGAAUUUUUAGUUGAAAAAUUUCAUGGUAUUAGCGAAAAGUUACUGGGGCAUCAUCGAUCGGAUAGCGACACUUCUUCGACUCGUGUCAAAUCAGGAAGCAUUCAUCCAAUGUUAACCAUAACCCAUACAUCAUACUCAUGCAACGAAGUGUUAAAUAAAAAGAGUGCCGAUUCAUCACCAUCUCAUAGUCAAAUGUCAAGAAACUCUUCCAAAAAAUCUAAUAACUCGUUACUUGUUAAUAAUGGUAAAUUAGAAGAAAUGCGACAUAUCGUUAGGAAAGCUAGUACAAUUGACGUCAACUCUGUUAAAGUAUCUCUUAAAGACAUCGUCUGUUAUCUUUCUUUAUUAGAAGCGGGACGUCCCGAAGACAAACUAGAAUUUAUGUUUCGGUUAUACGAUACGGAUGGUAACGGCGUAUUGGAUACGAAUGAGAUGGAUUGCAUAAUUAAUCAGAUGAUGACGGUUGCUGAGUACUUAGGCUGGGAUGUUACGGAAUUAAAACCGAUCUUGCAAGAUAUGAUGGUAGAGAUUGAUUAUGAUGCCGAUGGUACGGUGUCAUUGGAAGAAUGGAAGAGAGGAGGGCUAACAACUAUACCACUGUUAGUCCUUCUAGGAUUAGACUCAAAUGUCAAAGAAGAUGGAAAUCACUUGUGGAGAUUAAAACAUUUCAGUAGACCCGCUUAUUGUAAUUUAUGCUUAAAUAUGCUUGUAGGACUAGGAAAAAAAGGCUUGUGUUGUACAUUUUGUAAAUAUACGGUGCACGAAAGAUGUGUUCAAAGAGCUCCCGCGAGUUGCAUCGCGACCUACGUUAAAAGUAAAAAGUCAGUUCAAACUUUACAGCACCAUUGGGUGGAAGGAAAUUGCCACGGUAAAUGUGCAAGAUGUCGGAAACCUGUUAAAGCCGGCAUCACCGGGCUGCACUGUCGAUGGUGCCAGAUCACGUUGCACAAUAAGUGUGUUUCCCAUAUUAAAGCGGAAUGCGGAUUGGGCGAACACGCAGUGCAUAUAUUACCGCCGACUGCCAUUUGUCCCAUAGUUCUUGAUAGGCAAAGAUCUCUGCAGAAACGCGGGUCGAAGUAUGGGCACGACUGUAACUCGGGUUCUUUGCAAUCAAGCGUAACAAAACAACCACCCAUGUCAUUUCAAGUCACCCCACCACCUAACACUACACCCGUAUUAGUCUUCAUCAAUCCUAAAUCGGGAGGAAGACAAGGAGGUCGUAUAUUAAGAAAGUUUCAAUACAUACUCAACCCUAGACAAGUGCACAACUUGGCGACCGGCGGACCUAUGCAAGGUCUGACGAUGUUUAAAGACGUAUCAAACUUUAAAGUGGUAUGUUGCGGAGGUGACGGAACGGUUGGGUGGGUUUUGGAAACAAUGGACAAAGUCGAGUUAGAGUGCCAACCUCCUGUCGCCGUCAUCCCGCUGGGUACCGGAAAUGACCUCGCGCGAUGUUUGAGGUGGGGCGGAGGUUACGAAGGCGAAUCCGUGCAUAAGCUGCUGCACAAGAUUGCCAGAGCGACGACGGUCAUGCUGGACAGGUGGCUGAUAGAACUCACCGACUCUGAACCAUUGGAACCAAACUCCAACCAGGCCGACUCAAAAAUUCCUUAUAAUAUCAUCAAUAAUUACUUUUCGAUUGGAGUGGAUGCAGCGAUUUGCGUCAAAUUCCAUCUUGAAAGAGAAAAGAAUCCGGAAAAGUUCAACAGCCGCAUGAAGAACAAAUUGUGGUACUUCGAAUACGCAACUUCAGAACAGUUUUCCGCCUCCUGCAAAAAUUUGCACGAAAACGUCGAAAUAUUGUGCGACGAUGUCUCUCUAGAUCUGGCCAACGGUGCUCCUCUGCAAGGUAUAGCCUUGUUAAAUAUUCCUUAUACGCACGGAGGUUCGAACUUAUGGGGCGAGCACCUCUCAGGUUCAAGACGGAGAAGAAGCAAAAAGAGAAAAAAGAAACAGAAGGAAUUGAGCACUAGCAGCUUUAACUCUGUAGAUCUGAGCGUCGCAUUGCAAGACAUUGGCGAUGGUUUGAUAGAGGUGAUCGGCUUGGAAAACUGCUUGCACAUGGGACAGGUUAGAACGGGUCUGAGAGCAAGUGGGCGCCGAUUAGCCCAGUGUUCGUCCAUAGUAAUUAAGACUAAAAAGACAUUUCCCAUGCAGAUAGACGGGGAACCGUGGAUGCAGCCGCCCACUACAGUACGUAUCACUCAUAAAAACCAAGUACCAAUGCUUAUGGCACCACCUCCCGAAAAAGGUAAAGGGUUUUUCAGUUUUUUCAGAAGAUAGACUCUUCCAGUUUUAUACGUUAUCCAUAAUCUGUUGUUUAUUUCAUCACGACAAUAAUGGAGUUGUUAAUUAUGUACCUAUACUUAAUCUGUAUAUGUUGAAAAAUUUCUUUAUUUUUCGUCUUUUCAGUAUUAAACCUUGGUUAAGUAUCUUAGUCGUCGCGAUUAUACUAGAUUUUAUCACUGUUCAGCAUUUUGUCGAUGCGUUGUUUAUUGGAAUAAUGUGUGCUGCUAUACAAUAAGAUACAAAGUGAGGUAUAGUGUAGAUAUUUAUUAAUGUGCGAAUAAUAUCUAGCAAAAUAGGGACCAUACUGCUUAACCGCCUAUCCAACGUCUUAGAAAGUUGUAUUCCUUCAGUUGCCUUUACAUUGAAAUUCAUUGCUUUCCUUUGAAUAUAAUUAUUAUAUUAUAUAUAUGGAAUAAAUGUAUCUAAGCGAAUGCUGUGAUGUUAUAUAGAAAAUGAAACAACUGGAGUUUGCCGAGUGCUCUUCCCCAUUCAAGCGAUGGAGAAAUACUGCUCGAAUUGGCAUCGAAUUUUUUUGUGGUAAUGAGUUAUCUUUUUAUACGUAAACUUAUUACAAUUUAUAUUUAUACAUUUUUUUGGAGUGCCCAAAAAUUACAAUGGAGCAUGAAUUUCAUUAUAAAAGCAUAACAAAAAACUACAAGUAAACAUUAUGAUCAUAGUUACGCAUUAAGUACUGCAAUUUCCACCGUUCUAUUGUAAAGUAGAUUUAACGUACAUUGGUAGGUAUAAAACGAAGUGCGACGUACAAACGUUUGCGUACAUGCGUAUAAAUAAAAUUUAUUUUAUAAAGAAGUACUUUUAUGUACGUAAUAGUCAUUAAGUAAUGGGUACUGUCUCGUUAGAAGUAGAAAACGAAUAUGAGUAGUUUAUAAGAAAUCUGAUAUUUUACAAGUUUUUGUUCUAUUUUUAAAGAAAUAGAAGUGUAAAACAGCAUCAGCCAUUUAUAAAUUAGAAAACGGUACCUACUCAUAUCCUAAACGUGUGUAGGGGAAGUUACUCAAACUAGAGAAAUAUAAAAGUUGAAUUGCUUUUUUACACUUCGUAUUGUAUUUGAUAUAUCAUUAAAAUAGUACUGCCACUUAUCAAGUGUGGUUUUGCUAUAGAGCUUUAAUUGUGUAUUAUAAAAGAUUAUAUAAUAGACUAAUGAGAAAUUGAAUGAAUGUAUAUGCCUUCACUGAUUCUAAUGUAAAAAGAGAUGUUUGCUUUUAAUGUCCAUUUUAUAUUUAGUACUUACUGACAUAGUGACAUAUAUUAAGCCAUUUUUGUUUUUAUACAAUUUAUGGCAUAUAGCAUAUAGAUGAAUCGUCCAUCCUAUAAUUGCCACUACUUUUCUGUUACAACUUUCGUA
Messenger RNA from Photinus pyralis (common eastern firefly), 3926 nucleotides. RefSeq names its product diacylglycerol kinase 1 (gene Dgk). The transcript is spliced from 14 exons. The record is from RefSeq and is a predicted model, not a curated record. Gene Ontology annotation, molecular function: ATP-dependent diacylglycerol kinase activity; calcium ion binding. Gene Ontology annotation, cellular component: plasma membrane. Bases 131 to 2554 code for a protein of 807 amino acids. NCBI's taxonomy places the organism in Eukaryota, Metazoa, Arthropoda, Insecta, Coleoptera, Lampyridae. Gene Ontology annotation, biological process: intracellular signal transduction; lipid phosphorylation; diacylglycerol metabolic process.